GGGAGAUAAUCCUGAGUGCAUCGUGAGGGAAGAUGGCGAUUAGCAGCGCGAUGUUUGUUGCUCGGGUUCACAACCCUUUUGUAUCAUUAUUAGCGCGGAGAGCGAUACGUGCUUCCGUUGCAUCUUGGCAAUAUAAGAAACACUUGUAUUCCACGAAGCCACAUAAAAGAGAAUAUGACAUCGUCAUUGUGGGAGGUGGUAUUGUUGGUAUGGCAACAGCCCAGGAACUUAUUACUCGCCAUCCAAAUUUAUCCUUCGCUGUUCUGGAGAAAGAAAAAGAUUUGGCUGUUCAUCAAAGUGGCAGAAACAGCGGAGUGAUUCAUGCUGGGAUUUACUAUACUCCAGGUUCACUUAGAGCUAAACUGUGUGUUAAAGGAAUGCAGAAAGCCUAUGAAUACUGUGACAAACAUCAGAUUCCUUACAAAAAAUGUGGAAAGUUAAUUGUGGCAGUUGAGCCAGAAGAGUUACCACGACUUGAAAAUUUAAUGUCCAGAGGUAUAGAGAAUGGUGUUAAAGAUUUAAAGAUGGUUGGACCAGAGGGAAUCCGAGAGAUAGAGCCAAACUGUGUGGGGUUGAAGGCUAUUCAUUCUCCCCACACUGGGAUUGUUGACUGGGGACUGGUUACAAAAUACUAUGGAAAACAGUUUGAAAAACAAGGAGGCACAGUUUAUACAGAUUUUCUUGUUACUGAGCUGAGACAAACUUUAGAAGGAAAAGCUGGCAGCAUGGAUGGUCUAAAAUAUCCUGUGACCAUUGUGGGAAAUCCUGAAAAGGACCAGCUGCUGCAUUGUCGAUACGUUAUUACAUGUGCUGGACUUCAUUCUGAUAAAGUGGCAGCAUUUUCAGGAUGUUCUUCUGAACCUCGUAUUGUUCCAUUUCGUGGCGAGUAUCUCCUGCUGAACCAAGAAAAAAGUAAUAUGGUUAAUGGAAACAUUUAUCCGGUGCCAGACCCACGCUUUCCUUUCUUGGGGGUUCAUUUUACUCCACGAAUGGAUGGUAGUGUUUGGCUGGGACCCAAUGCAGUACUGGCAUUCAGACGAGAGGGAUAUGGAUACACGGAUAUCAAUAUUCCAGAGCUCUUUGAUGCUUUAAGCUUCAGGGGACUGAGAAAACUUGCUUGGAAUUAUCUUGGCUAUGGAGUUAAAGAGAUGUAUAAAGGGAUAUACAUUCCUGCUCAGGUGAAACAGCUUCAGCGAUUUGUACCUAUGCUGCAACUAUCUGAUGUCACCAGGGGUCCUUCAGGGGUGAGAGCACAAGCACUGGAUUGUGAAGGAAAACUGGUGGAUGAUUUUGUUUUUGAUCAAGGAAAAGAUGAAUUUGGAAAGAAAAUCCUCCAUGUUCGAAAUGCACCAUCUCCAGGUGCUACAUCAUCACUAGCUAUUGCUGAAAUGAUCUCCGACAAAGUACAUGAAACAUUUGCAUUGUAAAAAUAAAAAAAGGCAGUUACAUCCUGAAAAUAUACAGUGGCCUAGUGUAUCUUGAACAAGCACUGAAGGUAUUUCAUGAAGAUCUUAAAAAUGUUUCAAGCAUUUACUCAGUUAAAAUAACAUUUUGUUGGUGAUGACAGAUUUUUUAAUUAUUUACUGUAGUCAGUUUUUAUUGUAUGUCAAGCACUUUAAAGUGCUGCAUGCAAGAUUCAAGAAUUUUGCAUUUAUAUGUAGUAAAGUUUGAUAUCUUUCAGGUAGCAACAAGUUUCAGCCUUAACAUGUAUAUCACCAUUUUGAUGACUUUUGGUGACUUUUAUUUGGACUUUUUAAGGGUAGAAAUCUUUUGCUUAAAUGGUUUAUGCUGAUAUGGUUUGAGAAAUGCAUGUGAUUGUUCAUUGUAAGUCAGACAUUUUCACUUUGUACCUUUUUUUGAUCACUGCCAGUACUGGGGAGCAAAUAGUCUAAUGGUUAGAGCAACAUUAUCCAAACUUGAAGGUAUACACACUUGCAGAUUUGAUACAGUUGACUUAGGUAUGGAAUGGGUAGCUUACUCCAUAGAGAGUUGGGAAAGGUAAAGCAGUGAGGGAGAGGAGAUGGGCACCACUCUCACAAAAACUAGCCCUGAAAUAAGUGAGGGAUCUCAUACCUCACUCCCCCUAUGGCUGUAAGAUCAUGGGAUACCUUUGCAUCAUAUAUUAGGCAGGGUAGAUUGUAGGGCAUUGUAUGAUGAAGUGGUAGCUUGCGAUUGUAUAUUUUUAUUACAGAAGAAAAUGGGCAUUUGGCUACAGGAUGGAAAGUACUUCCUGCAGUGUUAGUUUUUAGUCUGGGUUGCAUUAUGUUUAUAAGGUUCUGAAUUUUUUUUACAAGUAGCACCUAAAAUGUCACUUAUGAGUAAAUGUAAUGUACUUGGAAGAAAAUUGAUGGUUUUUUGGUUAUUCUAUUAUUGGCUUUAUGCAUAAUAUUUUAAAAUUCAGGGAUUAGUAAUGAGGUGUAUAUAUGGUAAUCUGUGAUAAAUUUUUAUAUUACUACUAAAUCUGGUUUAAUAUGACCUUUCCCUGUCACCAAUUAUCACAACAAUCCUUACUGCAAUUAUAAAGUACAUUAUAUUUUCCUUUAUUUGAAGGCUGACAGGGUAAUGAAUGUGCUAACAUAAUAUUACUGUGGAUCAUACAUAUUUAAUAAAUACAAUACAAAAGAG
This is a messenger RNA of Pomacea canaliculata, 2625 nucleotides long. RefSeq names its product L-2-hydroxyglutarate dehydrogenase, mitochondrial-like. Lineage: Eukaryota; Metazoa; Mollusca; Gastropoda; Architaenioglossa; Ampullariidae. Gene Ontology annotation, molecular function: (S)-2-hydroxy-acid oxidase activity; (S)-2-hydroxyglutarate dehydrogenase activity. The transcript is spliced from 9 exons. The coding region runs from base 33 to 1427 and encodes 464 amino acids. The record is from RefSeq and is a predicted model, not a curated record.